CCCCUGUAGAUUUCAUACAAGAGUAUGAAACUAUAGCCACAAUAGCUGAUCAUAUAUCUGCUAACCUUAGCAUCAUCAUGCAUGAAUACAAUGCUGGCAGUUUAGUUUCAAGUGACAUAAUUGACAAUCAAUUGUCAGGUUGGCCUUACCCUGCUCUAACAGGAUUUCCAGAUAGUCUCGAAGAAAAAGAAAAUGCUGAUGACAUUAUACUGGAAGGAUACAGAGUGGUACAAGAUGUCGCUCCAUUUAUUGAACUAGUCCGUCACGAACAUGCCUUAGCAACACACCAAACCGAAGACUGGGCCCAAAAAAUUGAAAUGUCUCUGAAACGUGGGAUUGUGAGUCUUGCUACGGAACUUUGUAUUAGUGUCAUAUCCCACUCCCUGACCCAUCCUGAGGAUAUCGGAAUGACAGCUGCUAUGGAGCAUGCACAGAGUAACGAUGGUAUACGAUAUCAGAGAGAUUAUUUGAUAUUCCGUGAUGCUAAAGUUGUUAUGGACCAUAUAAAAGAUGAGUUUGAAAAACUCAUUUAGAUUAUUUGGUAUCUUGAUGUACCACAUGUCUUCUAGCAUGCUGUAGUCAGGAACACCUCUUACCCCUAAUCUACUAAUGCCAAGAAAAAUUGUGGCCUAAAUUUUAUUGAAAAGAUGCUUUUUGGAAAAAAUGGCAACUUUCAUACAAAUUUUGAAUAUUUUCUGUGAAAACUGGCAAUUUUGAGUUCACCCCCACCCUUAAUAAAAGCUCGCUACAGACUGUUAAGAAUGAAAGUCUAAUGAGACUCUUCACAGUUAGUGGAGAAAUAUGUAAUUGAAAGUGUGUAUCACACUAUCUUCCCGAAAGAAAGUGUCUUUCCAGGAUUUUUUCUCAACUGGGUGUAAUAAAUUAUAAUUUAAUAUAAUAUUACAAGAAUUAUUACACAACAUAUUACACAGUUUUUCGAAAUUAUUUCUUGUUGUAGCAUCCAGUCGAUUUUAAAAAUGUUGGAAAGAUUACAAACUUAUCAAUAUUAUAUUGGAAUAAAAUGCUUCUGUCCAUAUUGGAUACACAUAUAAAGCUGGAUUUUAAAAAUGCAUCCGUCUUUCCAUUGGUUUAACAGAGAAACUCCUGUUUUUUCUCAAUAUUUAACUUAGAUAUUCUAUUUAACCUAGAAAUUCGUGCCGAUAGACUCAUUCUGAUGGCUACUAAAAGAAGAAUCAGAUCUUGCGAGUAACAAAUAUUGUUUCAAUUUCAGAUUGUUUUUUACAAUAAUGUAUCAUUCUAUAAAUAUGGUUACCAUAUUCAUUAUU
Messenger RNA from Owenia fusiformis, 1286 nucleotides. Lineage: Eukaryota; Metazoa; Annelida; Polychaeta; Sabellida; Oweniidae. The record is from the annotation of a GenBank genome assembly.